This is a messenger RNA of Alnus glutinosa, 4723 nucleotides long. RefSeq lists its product as uncharacterized. Bases 232 to 4116 code for a protein of 1294 amino acids. Gene Ontology annotation, biological process: regulation of cell cycle. Gene Ontology annotation, molecular function: protein binding. The record is from RefSeq and is a predicted model, not a curated record. Lineage: Eukaryota; Viridiplantae; Streptophyta; Magnoliopsida; Fagales; Betulaceae. The transcript has 14 exons. Gene Ontology annotation, cellular component: nucleus.
AUUUUAGCCUUUUAGGGGGCACAUAUCUUCACACUCAACCUGGUAAUCUUAGCCUUACUCGUUUCAAAUUCGAGGGCCCCCUGCUUAUAAAACCCUCUCUGAUUUUCGUUCCCGCCAUCUAUACCCUCACUCUCUCUCUCUCUGCGCGCUGAGGUCCGAGGAGUUCAUAAAUCAAACUCCGUUAAUUCCGUCCAUUUUCGAGAGCUCAGCGCUCGCCUUCUCCACCUUCCAAUGCCGAAACCGAAUGAAGAAGAAGAAUCGGACGGCCUGGAAAUCACCUCUAUUGGAUCUUUAUACAAAGGGCCCUGGGACAAGAAGUACUGGAGCAGCUCCAGGGGUAAAGAUCGAUAUCCUUAUCCCGUUGGAUAUCAAGUUGUUCGAGCUCAUAAUGGGAGCACAUAUAAGAUGGAAAUUCAUGAAGGUCCUAAGGGGCCUUUGUUUGUGAUUACUUCUGAUGGACAUUCGGGUUCUGGCCAAACUCCAGGUAUUGCAUGGGAGAAGUUUCAAAAGAAAGGUUGCCCUCGCAUGAAGAUUUGGCAUGGAAAGAGAUUUUCGGGCAAGAUAGAUGGGGUGGAGUUUUUUGGGUUUAAAAAUCAAUUAGUCCAAAGACUACUUCGGGAACUGGUGGCAAAUGUCAAUGGAACAGCAGAGCGAAGUUUGUUUUCCUCCAGCUCUGUCAAUGGGGCUUCUAAAACUGAGCAUGACAGUAGACGGCCAGAUGCAUGUACAUAUCCCGAUACAGGAAAGCGAAGUAGGAAACGUGAAAUUUUAAGUACAUCGUCAGUUGGUGGGGCCAGACUUAAAAGAUCCCGACCUCCGGAUCUGAUUUGCGAUGCUGAGGCUCCAAGUUUAAUACAAGGGAAUCAGAGGAACUAUACUCACACGUGUUUCAGGCCUCCCUCUCCAGGAGCGUUACCAGCAUCAGGGUGCUUAGUGUUGGAAACUGGGGAAGAAAAGAGUUACUUCUCAGCCAAAGAUGGGCCACCAUUGUAUUCUCCUGACUUCUCUGAUCAUCUCAGAGAGGAAGUUCUCCCUGCUCAAGAAGAGAGGGAACUUGAUGGGUCUGAAAAUUGCAAAUCUGCUGGAGUAGCAAACAACUUGCCUGCAGAGGAAAAACCGCAUGGAAACACUCUUAACUUCUUACAGCUUGGUAGGUCACCAGAUACUCAGGUAGAGGAGUUCAAUCUUCAAAAUGCAACAGAAGACCAAAAUGGAAAUGCACUGGUUCCAAAAGACUUUCCAGAUGUUAAUGAUGUUGAUCUUUGUGCACCUGAUACCUUGGAUCCUAUGCAAAAUAAUACUUCUAAUUAUGCUCCAAGUACCCAAGAUAAAAGUACCUAUGGUGAGAAAGAAGAGUUAACUGCAGCUAACAUGGUCAUUUCUGAAGGGUUGCUAACUGAAUCACAUCCACAGGAAGAAAUAGGCACAUCUGGUUCAAUUGCAAGUUCUGAAAAGAGUGAUUAUGAUUCAGUUGGUCAGGAAAUGGCCAAGUCAAUGAUGACAUUUCUGCUUCCGCAAGCAAUUCCUUUGCUUAAGAAGGCCUCUAGGAAGAAAAAGGCUAUGGUUAGCCCUUCAAAAAUUGUGCCGUGUAUGGUGAAGUCUCAGUGGGAAAAUAAUGAAGCCAGAUACACUGUAGAUGUUCCGCCUCCUGUUGUAACACUUGCUGAGAGUGCACACAUGGAAAAGGAAGAAAGGCAUAUCCAAAAUACAGUUCUUAAUUUGGUAGGACAAAGUUUUGAACAUGCCAACUCUGUUGUUCUUGACAGUUUUGAGGAUGAUCAAUGUGGUGAUCUUGCAACUAAGCAGGUGAUAUUGUAUUCUGAUAUUGCUGAAGCUGAUCUAGUUAGUUUUGAGGAAGACACCUGUCCUCCCAACACUUGGGGACAGCUUAUUGUGCAGAACGAGUCAUCAGUUUCUCGUGUUGAGACCAGUGGGAGCAAAGAUAUCUUUUGUUACAGUGAAGUACACAUGACUUUGAAUGAAAAGCCUCAGGAUGGUGACAUGUGCAUUUCUGAGUCCGUUUUAGCUUGCACAUCACCAAGCGAUAAUGUUCUUCCCGAAAACACUAAUGCUUGUGCUAACUUGGAUGAAAACCCACUAGAUGUUGAACUCCAUUCUGGGGAAAAGCACUUCAACAUUGUGCCUGAUUGUACUAUAGCUACUGAUGCAAGUGACACUAAUCAAAGAGGCACGGGAGAUUCUUCACAAAUAUCAUCAAAGGAAAUUAGUGUUAACGGAGUGGUUGCUGAACCUGGCAUUACGUCCUUUACUCAAACACCAAAUAAAGUUUAUCCCUGGAAAACGGUCCGUAAUGUGGACCUGUUAGCAAGAAAGAAUAAUGUCCCACUGUCAGAAAGUAUCAUACACAGAAACUUUGGAGAGCAUCUUGACCCUGAAACAGAUCCUGCCACAGGAACUUUUCUUUCCUUGGAGAUUCAUCAAAUGGACUCUUCUGAUGACAAACCAGGCCAAAAAGACUCGGUUGCUGUUCAAGCCAGACUUGGAGGACAAUCCCAUAGUUUGCAUACAGAAAAUACUACUAUGAAUUUCGAAAGUGUAAUAAACAAUAUGGCUCCUGCUGUAUCACAAAAUCAAGCAUUCGCUUUUGCCUCCAAUGACAAGGAUACUUCAGAUGUUUUUCAGCCAUCUGUUUCAGUUUUAGCAAAAUCUCAAGUCCAUCUUGACGAGGAGAUGCUUGGGCACAAGAAUCUUGUUGAUUCAAACAGUCCCACAUCAUUUCUGAAUCAGAAGACCAGCUUCUGUGAAAAUAACAGUUCAAGUGCCAAAGGAGUUCAAGCUAGUGUAGACAUGAAUCGCAGGAAAGUGGAGCUUAAUAAUGAGCUACAAAACAUUGUUGAGCUUGUCGGAUGCUAUGUCCACCCCAUGCCUAUUACCUCACUACUUUUGAGCACCAAAGGGAAUGAAAUCUACAUUUGUGUUUUAUGUGGGCUUCUGAUGGACAGAGACAGAACCCUGUUCAUCUACAAGUUAGGUAUCAAGGAACCAAGAGUUGGAUGCCCUUCUUUUGUUGGGCACACAUUCAUGACGUUGCCGAUUCUGAAAAAUCACUUUGGUAGAGAAGUUGAAGUGGAAAGAUCUGGUUUGCAAUUUACUCCAGAUGGCCAGCAUCUUGUUUUACUUGACAACAUAAAAACACCUUAUUGCAGGGAAGGGAGAAUUCAGUGCUUGUGUUCAACAUGUACAUCAGACUGCUCCGAGGAGAAUGCAGUGAAGAUUGUGCAAGUAAAAUUUGGAUAUGUUUCAAUUGUUGUAAAAUUGAAAACAGUUGAGAGUUUACACUGUAUAUUGGUUUGUGAACCUAACCAUCUUGUCGCUGUUGGAGAGACUGGGAGACUGCAUCUGUGGGUCAUGAAUUCAGUAUGGAGCGCACAGAUAGAGGAAUUCAUUUUACCAGCUAAUGAUUGCACCUCUCCUGGAAUAAUGGAGUUGAAGGGGAUUCCAAAAAGUACUUCUCUAGUUGUGGGUCAUCAUGGUUUUGGGGAAUUUAGUAUAUGGGAUAUUUCUAAGCGCAUCUUACUGUCAAGUUUCUGUGCUCCUAGCACUUCAAUUUAUCAAUUCUUUCCAAUCAGUUUAUUUAGUUGGAAAAAUGAAGGCCCUGGUUUCAGCAACUCUAAUGUCGAGGAACACGUCAAUGGGAUUAUGGCUGCAACAAAAAUGUGGUUUUCAGAGAGCAGUGAGAAUAGUUCUUUCCUUCCGUCAGAGGGGGAAGAUGUUGCUGUCUGGCUCCUUGUCUCAACCAUCUCUGACUCUAAUGCUCAACAUAACUUUAUACAAAGUGAUCGCCAAAAUCAUUCAGUAGGAUGUUGGAGGCUAGCUCUACUGGUGAAAAAUAUGGUCAUCCUGGGAACUGCAUUGGAUCUAAGGGCUGCUGCCGUUGGUGCAUCAGCUGGUCAUGGGAUUAUUGGCACAAGUGAUGGACUUGUGUAUAUGUGGGAAUUAUCAACAGGAACCAAACUUGCCAUGUUGCAUCAUUUCAGAGGUAGCAGUGUUUCAUGUGUUGCUACUGAUGGUUCAACGGGAGGUGCUUUGGCAGUGGCCGGUGGUGAUCAGUUGCUGGUUUAUCUGCAGAUUACGCACACCCAAAAAAGUUCUUGAAAAUAACGAGGGGGUUUUUGCUCUUAACGUUUUGUUCAGUGAAAUGGUAUCAAAACAUUGAUACUCGCAAGGCAGUGCAGCCUAGAUUCAGACUGGUCCCAUUCAGCUUUGUCAAAUGUAUGUGGUUCCUGCUUUAGCAGUAGCUGGUGAUGGAGGUCAAUUGAUGGUUUAUCUGCAGAUUCUGCACAUUCAAAAAAGUUAUUCAAAAUAACGAGGGGGGUUUUUUGCACUAACAUUUUGCCGUGUGAUAUUCGCAAGGCGGUUCAGCCCAGAUUCAUACAGGUUCCAUUCGUCUUUGUCAAACGUACAUGGUCCGUGUUCUAGAAGUAGCUGGUGAUGUAGGUCAGUUGCUGUUUUACCUGCAAAUUCUGCAUUCUCCAAAAAGUUCUUCAAAAUAACCAGGGGACAGAGACACCAGUUGUUGCCUCAAAUGUAUUCUGUGAGCUGAUGUCAAGAACUUUGAUAUUCAUAAAUCAGUGCGGCGUAGAUUCCUACAGGUCCCCAUUCUUAUUGAUCAAAUGUACAUAGUUUUCAAUUGACGGAUCAAACGGGUUCCCUGUCUUGUUUUUAACUAAUAAUCAAUUUUCCCCAUUUCUGAAUUCUGAUC